GCCGAGUGGGACCCGGCCCGCCCAGCCCCUCGCUCGCAGCCCUCGCCGGCUCUCUAACGCCCGCUGUUGUGAUGCGUAUUCCCGUAGACCCGAGCACCAGCAGGCGCUUCACACCUCCCUCUACGGCCUUCCCCUGCGGCAAGAUGGGAGAGAGCAGCGGGGCGCUGAGCGCGCCCGCCCCGGGCUCCCGGACGCGGCCCGAGGUGCGCUCGGUGGUGGACGUGCUGGCGGACCACGCGGGCGAGCUGGUGCGGACCGACAGCCCCAACUUCUUGUGCUCGGUGCUGCCUUCGCACUGGAGGUGCAACAAGACCCUGCCGGUGGCCUUCAAGGUGGUAGCCCUUGGAGACGUACCUGAUGGGACUGUAGUCACGGUCAUGGCUGGGAACGAUGAGAAUUAUUCUGCAGAGCUCAGAAAUGCCUCGGCCGUCAUGAAAAAUCAAGUGGCGAGGUUUAACGACCUCCGAUUUGUGGGGCGAAGUGGCAGAGGAAAAAGCUUCACCUUGACGAUCACGGUGUUCACCAACCCCACGCAGGUCGCUACCUACCCCAGAGCCAUUAAAGUGACGGUAGACGGACCCCGGGAACCAAGAAGGCACAGACAAAAGCUAGAAGACCAAACCAAGCCCUUCACAGACCGCUAUUCCGAACUGGAACGCCUGCGCCAGUCUAUGAGAGUUACCCCAACAACUCCCAGCCCCCGAGGAUCCUUGAGCGCCCCAGGCCACUUUGGGUCACAGGCUCAGACUCCAAUACAAGGCACGUCGGACCUGAGCCCCUUCUCCGACCCGCGGCAGUUUGAUCGUUCCUUUCCUACGCUGCCGGCCCUCACGGAGACACGGUUUUCCGACCCCCGGAUGCAUUACCCCGGCGCCAUGUCAGCAGCCUUCCCCUACAGUGCCACGCCCUCCGCCACAGGCAUCAGUGGCAUCAGCAUGACCAGCAUGCCCACCACGACUCGCUUCCACCACACCUACCUUCCGCCACCCUACCCGGGUUCCACCCAGAACCAAAGUGGACCCUUCCAAACCAAUCCCUCCCCGUACCAUUUGUACUAUGGUACGUCCUCCGGAUCGUACCAGUUCUCCAUGGUGGCCGGGGGCGAGCGCUCGCCCACAAGGAUGCUGUCCUCCUGCACAAGUGCCUCGGUGGGCAACAACUUAAUGAAUCCCAACCUGGCCAAUCAGAAUGAUGGAGUUGAUGCGGAUGGUAGUCAUAGUAACUCGCCUACAGCCAUGACGACCACCGGCAGGAUGGAUGAGUCCGUCUGGAGACCCUACUAGGAAGGACUCAAGUGGGCACGUGCAACGUUAACCGAAUAAACCCCCCCAGUACGUGACUCCUGUCGCUAGAAAAACGAGGCCCAGCAUGAGGCAGCUCCCUGUCUGAAGGCAAGUCAGGGUCCGUCCUUAGGCACCUGGCAAGCAGCGAUGGACCAGUGUUGUGUACAGGUCAAGACACACAUCCGCAAGGCUUGAAUUGCUCACUCAGAAAGGGUCCUUUGAUCCCUUCGAAAUGGGUGGCUUGUAUAUAGGACUCUGUGGAAUGCAACGUUUGCUAAUUGCGCAGCUAUGGCAGUAUUCAGCACGCUCUUCACCAGAACCCCGUCCUCCCGCAGAUCCAUAAAAAACGCCCCAGCCCAUCCGCCUUGCUGCAAACGCAGGAUCUAGCUACUUGCCCCCUCCGGACAAGGGCGUUUAACCACCACAAGAACCCAGUAAGGACACCAGAGAUGAGACCGGAGUCUUGCUGACAGCAAAGUAGAUGGGACUGGCUCUCGCAGACACUGUUUCGGUUCUGAGGGACAUUGCAAGCGAGAGGGCAGAUGUCGGCCAUGUGAAAAAAUGCUGUGAGUUGAUUUGGAAAGUGGUUGCAUUGUGAUUUUUUUGUUUUGUUUUGACCAGUAACAUGGCUGAUCUCCUCCCUGUAUGUUUACAUGAGAUGUAAUUUUUUACACAAAGUGUUUUCCUUUUGGCCUGCCCUGGACAUUAAUGUCUUGCUAUUUCUAGUUAGUCUCGCUAGGUGCAUCCAAGAAGAAGAACGCAUUUGGGACAAUCCAGCGGGUGAGGUGCACUUAAACAUAUUUGCUGCAAAGAGGACGCGAAAGCCUUUGGAAUCAUGUGAAAUUCCGGCUCGUGGCUUCUCCACUCUCGUUUCCAAAUGGCGCACAGGCAGCUGUGGCAAUACUUAGUAUUUAUUUAUGGUUCUCUUCCAUUGUUACACCCAGAAUGGCUCCCCACACCAUGCAGUUGUACUUAAAUACAGGCAACCACCAGCUGAUUCUUAAAAUACUGAGUUUUGACUGACCCCUCAAUUUUACAUUAAAAAAAAAAACCUUCGGGGGCAUCAAAUUGUAAGACAAAUGAAAUCAAAAUAUAAAGUACCACACAUCGCACCCGAAUGCGAGCUCUCCUGUCAUUGCCUAGUCACUUCAGAUGGGCUGCAUUAAUAGUCUUGCUGAAGGAUAGGUCUACAGUUAUAAUAAUCUUGUGAGUAUUUACCAAAGCACAUGGCUGGAGGGACAUAUCUGUCCAGUAGACCAGGCCAAAAGUUGCCCCUUAUUUUCCCUUAACAGACUAUGAAACGACUAUUUGUCAGUGGGUUUUUAAAAAGUUACCAGGAGAAUUAAUUGGCAUCUGGUUGCUUACGUCUGCGUGAAGGUUGCUUUGGGCUCUUCAGGGCCUUUGGAAAGCCCAUCCCAUGCUCCACAGCUGAAGGCAGGAUGGCUGGCUUGCCAAAGCCAGUGGGCAUCUUUCCAGCAAUCAAGUGACGUAGACUACACAGAACUGGCACUGCCGUUUAAAUAUGGGGUCAAGCCAUCGAAUCACAGGAACCCGGAUCGAGUUGUCAAGCUGCAGUGAGCACACAAGGGUUUAAAACCUGCAAAAUCCUCUGGCCUUAGCAAUUAGCAGCUGCCUGGCACUCUGGACUAGCACUGCCUGUCUUGAUGCAGUCAGGUUUCUCAGUACAGUAUUUCCACUGAUAGAAAGCACAAAGAAAAUAAGGAAUUUCUUCAUACCAAGGUAACGGUGUUCGUGGAGUAUUUAAAACAUAAAAAAAACUGCAACUAUGUUCUUUUAUGACAUAUUGUCAUAUAAAGGUGUAAGUACAGACACCUCUAUGUUAUGCAGCCAGUUGCAAGACUGGCCAAAAAAAUUUGCUUUGCACUAUAAUUUGCCUUUUUUUAAAAAAAUGCACAAUCGCUUGUACAGUAAAACCUUUGGCUUACGAACUAUUUAACUGUAAAAUCUAAUUUUUUGGUCUUAUUUGUUAUAAUAAUAUAAUUCUUAAAUGUAUUGAAGGAUCCAGUUCUUAAUAAUGCUUCCUAUACUUGCGUGGCAGGGGCAAAAAACAGAAACAAGAAAAACAAAACAAAAGAAGGAGAAUAGAAGAAAGAUCUUUCUCUAGUGAAGGAGAGCAGAGAUUGUUCAUUUGUUUUGUUAAAUGGAAUCUUACGAUGGCGAUUGAAAAAAAUGCUAGUAAUACCAAAUAAUGUGGCUAUUUGUGUACUAUGCCAGCCUUACUUGAAGGUAACUCCCUGUAUUUAAUAUGUAGCCCUUUUUACCUGUAGCACGUGUCACGGGGGGUGGGGGUGGGGGAUCUUUUCCCAUUGAAGUCAUUAGCAAAGCUCUCAUAGGGAUGAUCCUGCUGCUUUUACCUUCAGUGAGCGCAGAAGUUUUGCUUGCCUUGUGACCAGACAGACUCACGUUUGUAAGGAGCCACCUGACGUGGCCAGUUCUGCUUUUCUAUUAUAAACAUUGAUGUUCUUGUCACAUGUACGUGAUUCUCUCGUCAGGCGUCUGUGUAAUCAUUUUCAAGCCUUUCCACGUGGAAUAAUAAAUGGACGGUUACAAGUCUUGGCCGUGCCACUCGCCUGGUUGAUUUCCUCCUGCUGCUCACCAGGCCUGGUCAGUGUGUGGGCAAACAGACAGACUCAGCAACCAUGCGCCUCUCAUGAUCCUGCCCCCUGUGCCUGGCACCUGGAGCA
Molecule: messenger RNA, 3988 nt
Organism: Pelodiscus sinensis (Chinese soft-shelled turtle)
Lineage: Eukaryota; Metazoa; Chordata; Testudines; Trionychidae
Source: RefSeq, a predicted model, not a curated record